Messenger RNA from Xyrichtys novacula (pearly razorfish), 9424 nucleotides. NCBI's taxonomy places the organism in Eukaryota, Metazoa, Chordata, Actinopteri, Labriformes, Labridae. The record is from the annotation of a GenBank genome assembly.
GUCGGAGGCUCCAGCAGGCUAAAGGCUAAAGCAGCUCAGAGGCUGUAAUCCCCGUAUGAGACCAUCAUGGCUGCCACUCGCUGAGCUGUCAAGCUCUCCACAAAAGAAAAGGUAAAAACCGACACAACUGCGCUUUCAACUACAGCUUUAGCAUUAACGUUUACAACCCGGUUGAUUUACCAGCACUGAAAACUCGACAAGAGAUGAGAAAAGUAGUGUGUACUAACUUUCCUGCCACGCUUUUUAUCCCUGAAGUUAUUUCGUCUUUGAAAGCCCCUGUCGCGUCAAUUCAAAUCACUCUCAGGCUGUUUGAGAAAGCGCUCACACAGUUAGCUCAUGUGCUAACAUUAAACAGCACCGUGUGUGUUUCCACGGUUCAGUCUGGAGACUAACGGGCGCACUGCUGGACAGUUUUAUCGGAACUUCGCUAUUCCCCAGACGGCGGUGGCUGCUCGGUACAGAGGCAGCCCGUCUCAUCACUUUGUUGUGGUCAAGUCAAACUGCACAAUGGCCGCACCGUGCACACAAUAAUCUGAUAAAAACUGCUACCACAUCCUAUUUUUUCCUGAUGCAUUAUUUCAUAACGGUUAUAUUUUGUUGCAUUUUCCACUGUAGUGCGUGUAGUUGUUUAAUACAGUCAGAUGAAGUUGAACUAUUGUGUGAACAGGUGAGUUUCAGAGCAAUUUUCUGCACCUGGGGGGUAAUACCAGUCCAGGUUUUACUCCUGAUCUGCAUGUGAUGGAUUGAUAUCCAUGAGGAGAAAUUUUGAGCUUUUGCCAGCAACAGGUAGCUAAGUAGUGCCGUGAAUGCAGCUUGGUCUGAUGUUGUCACAGCAUGAGUGUAACUAAUCUCCAAAUCCAAGGGCUCAUUUUGAUUCAGGUAUUUAUUACAUAUGGAAAGCCUGGAUACAUUUGAGGCUGAAGUUUGAACUUCUAGUGUAACUAACAAUGUUUGCAUUUUGCCAGGAGUGUUUAUUCAGUCUACUUCCCUGGGUUUGUGCAUAAUUUAUGAUAAAUAUGCAAAAAAAUACAGCCAGAGGGCUAGUCUUGUCUUGUUUGAUAUUUACAGACGUUUAAAAUAACCAUGUGUACAUUGUAGAAAUACAUCAACCAGCCAUUAUGACCACCUGGGUAAUCUAAUGCAAUCCAAUACAACAGCUUAACCACAAUUUCUACCAUCAGAAGUGUUGCAGAUUUUGUUGACAUAAAGAGGCAGGUGAUUAUCGUACUUCAUUUGCAUCACUGGGGACAUGUAGUAGUUGGUUGUGAUGUACUGCAAUGUAUUUUAUUGAAAGGUGUUCCUUGUGUUUUGUUCACCUCACUGUUAAACAUGAGGUGAGCAAAAUAUUCAGGACUACUUUUCGUAUAAUGUGCUCUGGUACACCACCAACAAUCAGUACUACUUCAGAAGUUCAUUUAAAGAACAGUUCUCACCUUUGUUAUCAUGUCAGGAAGCUUUGUGAAGUAGAAGUUAUAGUUCAUAAUGCUGUGGUUGGUCAGUGUGUGUUUGUCAUAUUUGCAGAAGUCUGGCAGAUGGGACAAUCAAGCAGAGUGUGCAUAUUCUGAUUGGAUAUCCUGCAUUUAGAUUUGAAGCAUUUUCAGAAUAAGAUCAGGGAACUCUUGAUUUAUAUAGAUAUUAGAUAUUUUUGGUCUUCUUUUGACUUGUACACAGUGCAAUCUGAAUGUGAGUCUCAGCAGAUUUUUGGGAAGGACGUCCUCUUACCUGUUCUUGCCGUCAGUCCUGUUAAAUGUAUGAGUUAAAUGUACAAUGCACGACUGCUUGCAGGCUGUAACAUGAUACGAAAAUCAAUUUUCAGUAGUCAUAUUGACAAUGCAGAAGUAGUUUUUGACUCCAGCUUUAACUGGAGUAUUUUUUACAUGCUUCUGUCUAACAUUACAAGUUAUUAUUUGACUGUUUACUCUUCUGAAAGGCAAAUUGAUGAAACGGCAACAACUUCAGGGAAGCGGUAGGCUUUCCUACUUAGGUUGUACUUAUUUCUGUUCCUUUGAACAUGAAAGUUAUUUUUAAUGAGUCAGAAGUGUGAGUUACACCGUACCAUCCUGAAGGCGCUCUUUCAAUCUUUAGAUGAGCUUGAAAUGUUUAAAUCCUGCCAUGCUGAUCCAAAGACAACUUUCAUUUCCAUUAUUAUGCCUUUUGGAGUUACAAUCAUGAUACUCCUAGCAGCCCGAGGUAUUAAAAACACAAAAGUCUCAACACACACUAGGGAGGAGUAGCCAGAAAUUUCAAUGUCUUUGAUUCGCUGCAGCGACUUUGGAGCCGUGUUAUUAUCAUUUCAGUGAUUCUUUGUGUUUUCCUUCUCUGUCAGAAACCUAAAGAAUGGAUUACAAACGGCGUGUCAACAAGAAGAAUAGGGAUUGGCACAAACGGCUCCACCUCAGGAAGACUGCCGUUCAGCCCCCGACUAUGCAAAGUAGAGAUAAGCAUGGACCAAAGAAGAUAGCAGGAGAGCGGGGGCAAAGCACAGUGUGGCCUUCAUCAAAGAAGCCCCCCCAGGAAGCACAAAAGAGGACAAACGACAACGGAAAUACACUCAGGUUCGAAUGCUCUCAGUGUGGGGACAAAGUGGAAUAUGUUCCCAAAGACUUGGUAGGACACUUUGAGGAGAAGCACAAAGGAAGCCCCCCGGUGUUUCCCUGCCAUAUGUGUAGUUUUAGCACACAGGAGUUCUCCUACCUUCAGGUUCACCUGCUAAGCCACAAGGACACUUUUUCUAGCUGCAGCAUUUGUAAUGACAACGUUCAACGCACGUGGCCUGAGUUCAGCGCACACCUGACUUUGUGCCACUGCCAAAACGGCAAAUUUUUAUGUGAAACAUGUCAGAACUUUUCAACAGGUGAUGUUAAAGUGUUUCUAGAGCACAUGUAUGCACAUAAUUUGGGCCUGGAGGGGGCUGAAAAAGAUCUUUUGCUGCACAGAAAAGACAAGAAUAAAGCUUUGUGUUGUCACCACUGUGGCUACAAGGCAUCUCACAAAUGGCUGAUUACUAAGCACAUCAAAGCUGCCCAUGUCUGCCAGAACGGUAAUCAGAGGAGGGAAAAGAAGAAGGAGGAGAAGGAGGUUCAUUCCAUAGCAAUGAAACCAAAUGACCCCCCAAUCCCCAAAAUGAAGCCUAGACUAACAAGAAGUGCAGUUAGAGAAAUGUGCUGGCUGACAGAGGACUGCCUCUCCUUACCAGGGAAAGAAUUCCUGGAUAAAUACUGCCAUCUGUCAAAUCCUCAGACAACUCUGGAGGAGACUCAGCAGUUUCUUAUGAAAUCUGUCGCUGGGGAAACCGGUGAUCCGAGGUGGACCAAGGCCCUUAAAAAUGUUUUGUCAAACGUCCCUCAAGACAUGAAUCUUCACCCUAAGUCGGAGAACGGCAUCGUGUCGAACUCGUCCGAUCUCACCGUCCUGACAGUGCAGAACAAGAUUACUGUCGCCCAGAAUGGUGCUAAAUACGCCAAGAGGUUAAAGCUCAUGCCAUCGUCAGAAAAAGAAACUGUUCCCCCUGAAAGUGCUGUCGAAGGUGCUCAUUGUGUGGUCGACCAAAAUGGGUGUCAGUCAAAUUUAAGUGAUGGCACACAUGAAACCAAACAGGAUACUAACAAUGUUUCCAUGCCAGCCCAGAACGAGCCAUCGGAGUGUACUCAAAUGCAAGAAAACAGAGAGAAUCAGGAAGUCAAGAUGGAUCAGAAUAAAGUAGAACAUAUAAAGAAGCAAGAGGAGCCUAUGCAUGAUGAAGAUGGAAAUAAUAUUUCCAACAAGCAUGUCGAGCAGACGCCUGUUCAUAAAGUUGUACCAAAAACUAAGAGACAUAAAAGACGACAAAAGAGAAAGACCAGGUGUAAAAAAGCGGAUAAAAAACCAGCAGCAUUGGCCUUGAAGAUUGUACUGAAGAAGAACCCUGUGAAGGAGAAGCAGUGGGUGUCACAAAGCUCUCUUUCUCCAUCAGUGGGAGGUGAGGAAGACCAUGGACAGGCGAGCCCUUGUGCAGUAUCUGGGGAGACAAUGCUGCUCCCAGAUGUGCACCUGAAGAAAUGGACCAAAGCUUCCAAGCCUGACUUGAAUGAUCUGUCUGAAGCUGUCAUCUCAACAUCUGGAUCAAAGCCAGAAGAAAGGCUGACCCCAGGUUGUGUUGGAAGGCAGACAGGGUCUAAAAGUAUGGACAGAAAUGUGCAGAUUGCAUUUGACGGCCUGAAGCAUGAAGUAAUGCAUGACGACGGAGAGGAGUCAGUAGAAACCGAAGUGGACAGGGCAGAUCAGUCAGAAUGUGGAGCUGCAGAGUUAUGCCCUGAGAAGGUCCAAACAGCCAAGGAUGGCACGGACGGUCAUGUGUUUGGUGAUAUGACAAGUUCAGCCAGUGAUGGAGGGACUUCUUCAAGCAGCGACGGCAAGUCUUCCCCUGAAUCACAGCCUGCCAUUACACCAGAGGGUAAGACUGCAAAUUAUAGCCUCCUCAUACACAUAAUGGUGGGGGUUUAAAUGCUGUAGCAUUUUUCUUGACAUUAAAGCUGAGGAAUGUGGCUGAAGAUAUGAAUCAGGACAUUUUUCCAUAUAGAUAUAUAUCGACAAUUACCACGGUUUAAAAUUUUACACAGUGGCUAAUUUUGAAAUGUGUAUAGAAUGUAGAGCGGGAUGAAUCAAGAGUUAAACUUAAGAAUAUGAAUUAUAAAUAUAUCCUGUUAUUUAAAGUAAAAACAAUCAGCUCAGGUAGACUGUAUUGACAACCAGUAAAGCAGUUAUAUUUAGAGUUGUCACAAUACUGUUAUUUUGAUACUGACUAUUAAUACCUGGUUAGAUUUCACUGCAAUAAAAACCAAACAAAAAAAAAAGCCAAACAAAAAGCAAAGCCAAAACCAAACAUUUGGACACCCAGAGUGGAUAUUUGAUAUCUAUAUUUGCUGAUCCCAGUCCAAAAAAAGUUACGACAGUGUGAUGAAUGUUCAUAAAAAACAGUUUGCUAAUGAUUGAAACCCUUAUAAAGAAAUCAGCAGCGUGGAUUUCUACCAUCACAGAUGAUGACUGUUCACCUGUGUUCAUAACAAGUGGAAUUGGCCCUCUCCUCUUUAGAGAAAGUGAUGUCUAUAUAUCCAGAUUUUAAUUAUCAUGCCACAGGACAGGUUUGUACCCUGCUUCAGUCCAUCUUAGAUGGGCCCAGGCGAAAGGAGUGGUUUUCAGAUGAUGUUUUCAUUUUUCACCUCCAUUUGUGGAUGAAGUGAUCUACUGUGAUCACAGACAGUGGGAUUUAAAUGCAGCCCGCCACAGAGUCAUGUCAGUCCAGAGCUGUCUAAUGAGGUCUUGCAGAGUGAUGUUAUUGUGCAGUGACGUGAAGCUCUCUGUCAACAGUCCACAGAUCAGGACUUAUGGAAAACUGGACCCGGUGAUAUCACCGUCUCUCUCUUUUGCUCUCAGUCUGUCUGAAACAGACACAAGAGUAAAACAUUUGCAAAGGGACUUAACAAAAUGUCAGCAUUUGCCAACCUGUGAUUGGGGAGAGAUGGCGGUGUGUAAGCUGUGUUCAUACAGACGUAUACAUGAUGUGACAGCUUCAUCUCUUUUGUCCAUCCUUCUCUUUUCUGACAGGGGGGUUUUGUUUGUGUCGCUCAGCUUUCUUCUACACAUUUAUACUGUUCAACAGCUAAACAUUAAAAAAAAGAGUAAAUCAGUCUUCAACUACAUUGUCUAGGUAUGUUAGUCCGGCUACAACAAACUGGAUGUUGUGUGAUUCCAGUUGUUGACAUGUUUUUCAAAGUUAAGUUUCGGUUCGACUAACAUAAAUAAAUCUUGUGAACUUACUGACAGACAAAACAUGUUGCUCAGUGAAAUCAACAUGUGGAAUCAUUGUGCUGAAAUGAACGUCCAGACUUCAGUUUGUUGACAACAGCUGCUUCAAAAAAGCCUUUCAGCCUGUACAGAUGUCGCAAGUUACUGGAAGAAAGCUGGCUCAGUUUUGGAAAGCCAUGCAUCAUCUAGCUCCACCACACGAAUGGAUCUUUGUUACAGGGUCCUACCCUUUGGUCCAUCUUCAGUCUUGUUGCAGGUGGCUGCUGUUCCCUCUUUGAGCUCUGUGUUCUUCUAACUCAGUGGUUCUCAAGUCCAGUCCUCAAGCCCCUCAUCCUGCAUGUUUUGGAUGUUUCCCUGCUCCAACACACCUGAUUCAAAUGAUUAGCUCGUUAUUAAGCCAUUACAGAGCUAGAUAACGAGCUGAUCAUUUGAAUCAGGUGUCUGAUGAGGUUCAAUCAUUAAGUUGACCCAUGUUAUAAUACUUGAUAUGCUAGAAGUUCAUGACUCUGCUCUUCAGUGCUCACAGGAUGUGAGUGGCCAUUCUUUUUAAGUUCUUGCAGGUUAAGUUCUUGAGCUAACUUUAACCUAGCUUGUUGUUUCAUUUAUAACUGCUGACUUUAAGACUAAAUAUUAUUUGAUCUGGUUAAGUGACAUAUAUUUAAAACCAGCUGAGAUCUAAUAAAAGAGGAAGAUACGACCUGAACAGUGAGAAAGUAGUGGUCUGGAUCUUUUUAACAUUAAACCAUGAAGACUGACUCAAUGUCUAGGUGGCGUUAAGUUCUUCUGUCUGGUAGACUGUAGAUGUAUCCAUGUUGAGUCCAUUUUUAAAAGCGUGUUUGUUUUAUCAGCUGAAUUCCUUUCUACUUUAGAAAUCUGCUGAUACAUAUACCUGUGCUUUAGUAUUGACUGAUACUGUUACCAAUCUGAUCUCAUCCACUAUCAGGAUUAAAUUUACAACCUGUAUUCCUUCAUGUGAAGAUGAACCUGGGAAUUAAGUUUCAGCAACGUCACCCUUAAAAAAAAACUCUGUAAACAUAUAAACAAACAUUUAUUUAAACCGACCGAAACAUCUAAACUCAUUUAGCUAGUCUUUUCAAAAUGCAGAAAGGAGCUUGUUUAGGGUUCAGAAUUCAUGUUUAAAAUAAAAAAAAAACUGUAUUGAAGGAAAAAGAAAAUAUGCCACUGGUUGAACAUUUCCUUGACGGCAGCUGGAAUCAAAUCACAAGCAUGUGAUUCAUGGAAGUUUGUAGUUUGAAGCUUACCCAAACUUUGAAGUGGACCAUGAUUAGUCGCCAAGAGGUCUGAUCCCAUAAAACUGCACUGGUUCCAAAUGACUGGCAAGACUGUGGCACUGUGCCUUUUUUUUUUGGCAACAUGCUCUUGAUCAUGCUGGCAGCCAUGUUGUUUUUGUGUAAACAUGAGGGGAGGGUUUGAGCUUGGGCGAGAGCGGUGUGGGCAGCGGAGGAAGUUUAAGAGAAAACCCAGAUUUAGAUUUUUAAAAACCGUUCAAAACUACAAACAUGAAUUAUUGAAUAAAAUACAUAAUCAGAUCCAUUACUUAAAGUGUGAAUGGAUUUAUUUCUACAUUUUGAAUCUGUGGAAAUCAAAAUUUGCCUCACUCAACUGAUAUUUGAAUGUUUAGUUCAGGUUUUGCACUGAUGAUCAAUCCUAAAACUGUUUUGAAAAGGUUAUUUUCACUUUGUGUUUCACAGGUAAGAUAAACUGUGUAAGCCCAGCUGUCUCUUUGAAGCAGUCCGUUGAGGGGACGAGAGACAGAAAUACGCCUGCAGACUCCUGCCCCACUCUUCCUGCUUCACCUGAGUCCUCCCCAGCCUCUCAUCAUCUGUGGCAGCCGGCCCCUAAAACCCUGGAGAGGACCCUGAAGUUAGUAGCCAUAAAUCCCUCUCAGCUGGUGAAGCGUCCAGCUGGGGACCAGCCUGUUGUGGUGCUAAACCACCCUGAUGCUGACACCCCUGAGGUAGCUAGAAUCAUGGAGGUCAUCAACAGGUACAGAGGAGAGGUGCAGAAGGUGGUGCUGUCCCAGAGGACUGUGAAAGCUCUCGCAGGCAUGAACGGAGAGGUCGCCCAGACAGACGCCCAACAUGAUCCUGUGAGGCUCGGUAAAAACUCUGUACAGGAGAGGUUUCUGUUAAAGAUGAGAUUUCGCAGGUUGAGCAGGAAAAAAUACGAGGUGGUGGACGCUGUGCCUCCCAGCAAGGACACAGGGACAAAGUUCAGCUGCUGGUUCUGCGGCAGGGUGUUUGCAUGUCAGGACACGUGGAUGGUCCAUCGGCAGCGACAUCUCAUGGAGUGGAAACGGCCAAACUGUGAAAACUCUUAAAAAAAAAAUAGUCGCACACACUGGAUGAAAAAGUCUGGAAAGUUUGCAAUACAACGAAACAAUAAUCAAAACUGUGUUCGCCAGUCUUCUUAGUUUUUCAAGUCUUAAUUCUGAUUGGUAGGUUUAGAGGAGUAUCAGAUCAUUUUCACAUUCUCAGGGUCAACACUUACCUGUUGUCUCUCCCCUCGUUUCAGUAGCUUCACACAAGCGUUUGUAGAAUAAUGAUCUUUUGUAAAAGGACAUGCUGUCAAUAAUUUAGUUCUUUGUAUAGUUUAUAUUUUGUCAAUGCAAUAGCUUUAUUUAAGGUGAUUUGAGUACACUGUCAUAAGGAAUCUUUUAUAGAACACUGUAAUAUGUAUAUUUGCCAUACCACCUAUGAAUCAGUUAACGUACGGGUAGGCUCUACAGUGUGGUAGCUAUCAUAUUUAUGUUUGUGGAAUGGGACGCAGAGACCCACAAGUUACUCAGAUAUACCAAAACUGUGUGUUUAUAAAGAAAGACAGAGACAAUAAGCUGUUUUAUUCAACAUUUAUUUAUGACUUGUAGGGGUUAGCCUUUAUAUGCUUUUCUUUUGUGCUGUUUUAGGCCCUCAGAAGAAUCAGGUUCUUUGUAAAACCUUUUUUUUUUAAACUCCAAAAAUGUCCAAAUAUAGUGUUAUUACUCAUUCAUUUAACAAAGUAAACCUGUAGUUUUUGUUGUCGAUGAAGUUCAAGCAGAAUAUUUUCUUUUUUAAUCUGGAUGCAAGAAGCCUAUAGAUUAUCUGAUUACUUUUUUUUUAUUUCUCUCAAUGGGUUUAUUCUCUUUUGACUUGAAAUGAUAAUCUUAUCUUUUAAUUGCACUAUGAAAUGAGGGUUAAUAUUUCCCGUUACCUCACCUUAUCAGGCCGAAGCCUUUGACAAUCUCAGCCAGAGUCCUGCUGUGGCUCAACAUUUCCUCCCUCAGUUUUCCCAGCAGGGGGUUGGUGGCUCCUGUGUGCAUGUUCGUGGACAAAUGCACCUGUCCUGUACCCUUGUUCCUGAAGGGAACACUUCACUGUGUAUAUAUACCUUUUUAAAUUCAGAUAGAUUUAUAAUUGUACAUAGUCCAGAUAGAGGUACUGUAAAAUAUGACCAGAGAAUUUUCACUAAGUGCCUAGGACUCUCUGUUAUGCAACGACAUUUGCAUGAGUAUGAUAGCAUUACAUGUUGACCAGAAAAAAUACAUGAACCAGUUUGUCAGUUCCUGGUGGCAUUUUGUGAUGACUGAAGAUGUGACUUGUACAACUCAAGAGUUUUAUUAAAAACAAAAUAUACAACCAUG